UCGGAGCUGAGCAGAACUUGUAGCUGCCGGCCACAUAAAUCAUAAUUGAGCAAGAGAUCUCAUUGAACAAUCCCAACCACCUUCUCCUGCCCGGUUCUCCCCCCUAAUCCACCUGCCGUGGUGCUCGCCGGCGAUCUGUCUGACUACAACACGAAGGAGGAAGCCGAGAAGAACAGUUAACAGGGACCGCCUGCUUCCUUCCUUCUCAGAGUUAUUUCCUGAAGAUUCCUGCACCAUAUGUACAAUAUUUCAAGGCUACCAUAGCAACUAAGGACAUGAGUUGGUGUUGCCUCCCGAGAUCCAAGAACCAAGAGAACUCUCAGGCUACUACAGCAACUGAGCAUACGAGUUGGUGUUGCCUUCAAAGAUCCAAGCAACAACAGAAUCCUCACCCUCAGGCUAUGACAGCAAGUCAGGAUAUGAGUUGGUGUUGCAUUCCAAGAUCCAAGAAACAACAGAAUACUUACGCACAUAGCGUAGGAGGAAUUUCAGCUGAGAAGAACAUAAGACUCUUCUCUUAUUCUCAGUUGAGAUCAGCAACAGACAACUUCAACCGUACCAAUAAAGUCGGCCGAGGUGGCUUUGGGACAGUAUAUAAGGGAACCACUAGAAGCAUGCAAGAUAUUGCAGUGAAAGUUCUUUCUGCUGAAUCUAAACAAGGCACCAGAGAAUUCUUGACAGAAAUUGAUGUUAUUAGCAAUGUCAAGCAUCCUAACCUUGUUGAGUUAAUUGGCUGCUGCGUCGAAGGCGAUCAUCGGAUUUUGGUGUAUGAGUAUCUGGAAAAUGGCAGUCUUGACCGUGCACUAUUGAGUUCUAACAGUGAACCUGCUAGUUUUACUUGGAGCAUAAGAUCGGGCUUAUGCCUUGGUGUUGCCAGAGGUCUUGCAUACCUGCAUGAAGAGAUUCCAUCGCCAAUUGUACACAGAGAUAUCAAGGCUAGCAAUAUACUUAUCGACAAAAAUUACGUUCCCAAGAUCGGGGACUUUGGUCUGGCAAAAUUAUUUCCUGAUAAUAUCACCCACAUCAGUACCCGGGUAGCUGGAACAACAGGCUACCUUGCACCUGAAUAUGCCUGGCAUGGCCAAUUAACCAAGAAAGCAGAUACAUACAGCUUUGGGGUCCUUGUAAUCGAGAUCAUAAGCGGCUUGAGUGGUUCGAGGAUCCUAAUGGCUGAGGAUAAGCUUCUUCUAGAAAAGACUUGGGAGCUCUAUGAAGAGGGGAAGCUCGAGGAGAUGGUUGAUCCAUCUAUUGGGACAUACCCCCAAGAGGAGGCCAUCCGGUACCUCAAGGUAGCCCUCUUUUGCACGCAGGCAGCAGCAUCGCGGCGCCCCUCAAUGUUGCAGGUGGUGAAGAUGCUGUCCAAGCCCAUCCGGAUCAAUGAGAGCGAGCUGACUGCACCAGGGUACAUCAACGAAUACAAGAGCAACGAUUCCAAGGCAACUGCCUCCACAGAUUCAAGGUUGAAGAACUCCACAGCAGAGGAUUCCGACAUGUUCAGCACCGUUGUUCCGCAAACAGUGACUGAUGUGAGCCCAAGGUGAAACAGGCAUUAGGGAGGCUUGUCUGCUAUGUUUACAGCCACUGUGUAGUUGACAACACCAUAGUGAUAAGUGACAAUACCAUGCCAUGUUGAGUGUGUUCUUUUUGAACGGGGAGUGUGUUGCUGUAAUGCGGCAACUAGAAUACUAGAUCUUGUACAUGAUAGAUUAGUUAUUCAUAACGGAGCAAUGUUUGACAGUAUGAGUUAAUCCAACAGAAUUUCAGAAGUGAUCA
This is a messenger RNA of Lolium rigidum, 1773 nucleotides long. Its product is annotated as putative serine/threonine-protein kinase. The record is from RefSeq and is a predicted model, not a curated record. The coding region runs from base 276 to 1541 and encodes 421 amino acids. Gene Ontology annotation, molecular function: ATP binding; protein kinase activity. The transcript is spliced from 7 exons. Gene Ontology annotation, biological process: protein phosphorylation. Lineage: Eukaryota; Viridiplantae; Streptophyta; Magnoliopsida; Poales; Poaceae.